AUGAAAUCAAUCGAGGAAACAAAAUGUGAAUAAAGUGCGAAAAAUAAUAUUUCCUGACUUCUUGGACUUUUAAAAAGCCUCCAUUAGAUUGAAAACUGUCGAUCAUUUGAUAGAGAAGGAACGUCGUUUUACGAUCUGGAUCUGUGUCCUUUUGACGAAGUUGUUUUCCUAAAAGGCAAAAAUGGAGGAAAUCAAGAUUCCUUUUCCAGUUGAUUGACAAUUUCAUCUUAACAAGACAGCAAACAAUUUCUGAAUCAAGAUUCAUUCUAUCUCCCCCAGAAUGAAAUAUCAAUUGAGAGGAAUUGUAUAUAACUCAGUGACUCGCUUCAGUUGCUAAUAAUCAUGAAAUUGGUCUCAGUGAUUGGCCUCCCACUUCAAUAUGAUCGUAUCCGAGAGAAAGAAAAUACUGCGCGGGAGGAGAAAAAAGUUGCAGCAGCUUUGGAAAAAUAUUCAUAACCGCCAAUACCUCGCUUACACAAGCGUGUCGUGCGAAUACUUGAGAAAAUCGUGUUUGUCAGGAUGAAGCCAACGCUGAAGAUCUUUUCCCAACGCCUCUCUUUAUAUAACCAAGUCUCUCUCCACCGGUUGUUAUAAGCGAAGCGUUGUCAGACAAAGAAAAAAAAACACCCCGGAAAAAAAAUCCAGUGCCGCGUGGCCUUAAGUCCAAGUGAGUUAAGUGACUCGUCUGGAUCCUCUUAAAAUUCUCUCAGAAAAAUCUCUUUUCUCGUUCGACUUUUAAAUUUAUCUCGUUCCAUAAGAGAAAAGUGCGAGGAAUGAAAAAGCGAUUAAAUAAAGCGCAAUACUAACAAUGAGAAUAUUCUUGAAGGUUUUACACAAAUAUUUACGCAUAAAGCAAAGAGAUGGAGUAAUAAAUAUUUAACUAAUUUUCUAGUGAAGUUCAUUUUUUUUUUCAUUUUGUGUACACAUUCAAAAACAGCCAGAUCUAAAACCACAAAUCAACAGUUCCUCUCCGUUUAUAAUUUCGACGAAUUAAAAACUGUUUCUCGUUCCGGAAACGUCUGCGCUUUUCAUUCUAUGAAAUAAACUCUCGCGUUUGGGGGACAAAAAAACGAACAACAACAACAACAACAGUAAAAUGAAUAAUUCAUCGCACAUGGGUGACGGUUAUCCAUGGACACGGUGACAAAGUGUCGCGAUUUGUCAGAAAUCGUAAGCAGAGAAAAUUGAAAUUAAUUGAAAUCGUGGAAAAUUAUUUGCAGAGAAUAUAGUAAAAUGCUCAAUUUAAUUGGGAUGUGAAGAAAUUUGAGAAUAGUGAAUGAUUGUUAGAGGGAUUCGUCUCUCGUUUGUAUAUAACUAUAUAUACAUGUCUGUGUUUUGUAGCUUGGAUUCUCUUGAUCUUUGUGGCUCUAUCUCCUCAUCUUCAGAACAUCUACUCUUAAAGAGAAGGCAGUGUUUCGUAAACGUCAUUGGCUCGGGUUGUUCGUUUCUAUAAAUCUAACAAAUGUGAGAGAGAAAAGGGGGAGAGAAAGAGAAGAGUGGCCGUGGUGAAGGCCCUGAAAGGAUGGAGAAAGAUAGUACUCGUCAUUACAGAGCUUACGAGGGCUUGAAGGCCGCAAACAACGGCAACACGUCGUCCUAUAAAACCAGUUCAGAGUCCUCUAAAGCACAGCAGAGCCAAGUAAGAUGUCUGUGCUUUGGAGGUGUUCCUGACAAAGCGAGCCACCAUUCCUUCCUCAAAGGUUUCAUCAUAAACCUCGGAAUCUGUGCACUUCUCGUUGCAUAUACGCUUUUAGGAAGCUUCAUCUUCUUGGCGAUAGAAGGAGGUGUUGAUAGUAUUCAUCAGAGAACCCUUGCAACCACCAUUGCUAGUGGUAAUCAGUAUGGAAGGAGAAACACUACAGCUCGGAUACAACAGAUAAACACAGAAGCGCGAGAGCGAACUGUAGAGAACAUAUGGGAAAUAACAGUGAAUUUGAACAUUCUAUAUCGAGAGAAUUGGACGAGGCUCGCAGCGCAAGAGAUAGCCCGUUUUCAGGAUCAGCUGGUGAAGAGGAUCACCGAGGAAAUGAUAGCAUCGCAAAGCUCUGGGACUCCCACUAAAACCUCCAACAAUGAUGGAGUCACCGAGCGACGAGUUCCGGAAUACGAGUGGAACUUUGCCAAAGCUUUCCUCUAUUCUCUCACUGUGCUCACAACUAUCGGAUAUGGAAGCAUAGCUCCGAGAUCGUCUUGGGCCAAGGUCGCGACAAUGGGUUACGCGAGUUUGGGAAUUCCCUUGACUUUGGUGUACUUAUCAAGUGCUGGAGGUUUAUUAUCACGUUGCGCCCGGGGCGUUUUUACCCGAGCUCUCUGCUGCUGCCUUUGCUCCAAUUGUGGUUAUUGCUGUUACGAUGAAAGACGGAUGCAGGAAAAAGAAAGGCGAAUGAGAAAGAAAAGACAGCAGGAGGAAAUGGCACAACAGCAACAACAAAUGCAACUGCAGGAGCCAUUUUACGUGAGGGCGAAUGCCUCAACAUAUCCAAAUGUCGAGAUAAAAGCGAGUCCAAAAGAUGAGGUUUCAAGUCUUGGUUCUGGUGAUAGACCGAAUGUUACAAUUCUUGCACCAAUUAGCAUAUGUCUUGGGGCAAUGUUGUGCUACAUUGUCGCCGGGGCAUUUGCUCUUCAUAAAUUAGAAGGAUGGACUAUUGUGGAUGCCUGUUACUUCUGCUUCAUGAGCUUAAGUACAAUUGGCUUUGGCGACAUGCUACCAGGUUCCUAUCCACAUUAUAAUAUUCACGAAUCACAGAAUAUAACCAUCUGGUUCUGUUCCUGUUACAUAAUGUCAGGAAUGGCUUUGACGGCAAUGUGCUUCAAUAUUCUGCAUGAUGAAAUUGUUCAUCGACUUAACCACCAGAACGAUAAGCAGGAACCAGUCAAGACCAGUCCCAGUGUCGAUGAAUUAACAUCAACGGAUCCUUUUGCCCUCACAUCGUGACAAUUUCCC
This is a messenger RNA of Leptopilina heterotoma, 2944 nucleotides long. Its product is annotated as TWiK family of potassium channels protein 18-like. The record is from RefSeq and is a predicted model, not a curated record. Gene Ontology annotation, molecular function: potassium ion leak channel activity. Gene Ontology annotation, biological process: stabilization of membrane potential; potassium ion transmembrane transport. The transcript is spliced from 7 exons. Bases 1523 to 2935 code for a protein of 470 amino acids. Gene Ontology annotation, cellular component: membrane. Lineage: Eukaryota; Metazoa; Arthropoda; Insecta; Hymenoptera; Figitidae.